Penicillium pulvis is the source of this 3696-nucleotide messenger RNA. RefSeq lists its product as uncharacterized. Gene Ontology annotation, cellular component: cytoplasm; fungal-type vacuole membrane. Bases 1 to 3696 code for a protein of 1231 amino acids. Gene Ontology annotation, biological process: endosomal vesicle fusion; autophagy; vesicle-mediated transport. NCBI's taxonomy places the organism in Eukaryota, Fungi, Ascomycota, Eurotiomycetes, Eurotiales, Aspergillaceae. The transcript has 3 exons. The record is from RefSeq and is a predicted model, not a curated record.
AUGGCUUCAGAUGAUGGACUAGGUCCCCGUAAGAGGCGUAGAAUUGCUCCUCCAGGGUCAGAUCCCUACGUUCUAAGAUCGCUCUUCGAGAAUGUACCCGUGGAGACCGAGGACAACCGUGACGUCUACAUCACCUGUGUCGAGUAUUGGGAUGAAAAUCUGUAUAUUGGAACCUCGGCCGCAGAGAUAUUGCACUUUGUUUGCCUUCCACCCGCUUCCGACGAUUCGAAUGAGCCCACAUUUAUACUGGCGUCGCGUUUGCCUAUCCCAUUCCAAAGUACGCCCUCGAACAGUGACCAGCUCGGUGUUCAGCAAAUUGUCAUACUCGCCUCCGUGAAUAAAGCUUGCGUACUUUGCAAUGGCACCGUUACUUUCUACAUGCUCCCAGAACUCAGCCCGGCGUUCGGUAAUACCAAGGUCAACCACUGUCGGUGGAUCGGCGGCUUAGACCUUGAUCAGAAUGGCGAGUCCAGGGAAGACCCCGUGGUGAUGAUUGCUGCACAAAACAAUAUCAUGCUAGUUCAGAUUGGUGAUGAGGCACGCCGCAUCAAGAAGAUUGGAUUUCCCGGGUGCUUGGUCGCAGCUCGCAGGGGCACAAUCGCAUGCGCGGCUGACUCCCAUUCAUACUCGCUGCUCGAAGUCGAACAUCAGCAGAAGAUUCCAUUGUUUCCUAUCUCAUCCUCAAAUGAAGUCUUCGAGUCUGGACAAGUUGAAGACAUUGUGGCGGGACCUCAAACCCCUCUUAAACGAUCUCCUUCGUCAUCUUACCCAAGCUCUCCUCCAACCGAUCCACAUGCGCAUGGCAGAAGCAGCAGUCUAAACGCUUUUGCAGGCAUGUUACAACCCCAUGUCCAGACACCUCAACAAGCUCGGUCGCCUUCGCCUUCCGGAACCCCAGAUCCCUUCACAGCUACUGGGACACCUCGCCGAUCAAGCUCGGAAGAGAGAGAAGAUGAGAGUGCUCAGAAGAAACCCACAGACAGCCCUCAAAUUGAUUCUCUGCCGGCAGCUUCUGAGAGUGCUAAGCCCCUUCCUCCCUUGCCUCCGACACAAGUCUCGAAGCAACUACAGCCCCAUGUGGUGUCUCCAACCCCCUCUGAAUUUCUUCUGGUAACCGGAACUGAAGAAAACGAGCCUGGUGUGGGUAUGUUUGUAGACUUGGAUGGAGAGGUUGUGCGGGGAACUAUUAAUUUCCAUCGAUACCCGAAGUCCGUAAUCAUUGAUGCUGGGGAAGACGAUCAAUUCCUCCAGCCCAACGAUGAUACCAAGGAUGAAUUUGUGCUUGCCAUCAUUGACGAAGGAGACGAUAGAAAUCGGCUCGAAAUUCAACGAUGGGAUGACGAUCCCGCGGAAAUUGAACGCCAAAAGCGAUGGAUGGACAUACCCUCACCUGGAGCAAAACCGGCUCGAGUUGGUCUACGGCAUACCAUUAGUCCCAGUCAUAUUGAGCUUGAGGAUAUCGGGCAGCUUUUGCGAAUGGCCCGUCUCAAAACCCCUUUACUUUUACCACAUGUACCGUCAGCAGAUCCUCGAACACAAGCAUCUAUUGAGCAUCUUCAGAAGGAAGAAGAACUCUUCGAGUCUCAGGAAUUGACCGAUUCAGAGGGCGUCAAGAAAGGCGGAGCAGCUACAGGCCGAGGCUGGGAGGCUCAACGUAAUGUUGAAGAGGCGAAAUUUGCCCAUGGAUUGGGUAAACUCCAAAGCAGCCUCAUACUCUGGUCAGGAUCCCAGAUAUGGCGCAUAGUCAAGAAUCCCUUGGUGGUUCAACUUGAGAACUCUUUGCAACAGGCACAGUAUACCAAUGAUGGUGGGCACAUUAUUCUGCAGCGAGAUUCGGUCAUGGCGUUGAUGAUGUCAAUCCGGGAUAUUGAGCCUCAAAAUGAGUCCGAAUUCAUCGGUCUCGGCUACGUAAAGCAGAAAGCUAGUCUUUUACUAUACGGGGACCUUCUGUCCAUGCCUUUCGAUCACCGAGGCGAGUCUGUGAUCGAGCCCACCGAACAAGCUCUUUUGGCCGGUAACCUGGACCCCCGCCUAGCCUUGUUAUUCAUUCCGCUUCUUCGGUGCGAAGUUCUACAGGGCCCUCAGGGGAUUUGGGUACACUCCGGGUUGGCAGCCCUGACAGGAAAGUAUAUCCAACAAGUGGAAAAAGUAAACAGCGAGCCUUCUGGCCCAGUUGCCAUCAACGGCCCAGUGUUGAACAUGGUAAAGCGGUUUCUUUUCUCUUGGCAGCAGAAGAGAGGGUAUGGUAGCAUCACGGACGAAACUUAUGUCUUGGAUAGCACCGACGCCGCUCUUCUACAUCUAGUUCUGGAACAGGAGGCCAAUGCAGGUGCGGACAAGCGGACAAAAUUAUCGACUCGCACCGAAUUGAAUCGACUGGUCGAUAAUUGGAAGGGAAAUUUUGACCGGGCUGUGGCUCUUUUAGAAAAGUAUCAGAGGCUAUACAUCUUGAGUCGUCUUUACCAGAGCCAGAAGAUGUCUCGCAAUGUGCUCAACACCUGGCGGAGAAUCGUUGACGGAGAACCUGAUGCUGGUGGCGAGCUCACUGCGCCCGGUGUCGAGGCCCAGAUGCGCAAGUAUUUGGUCAAUAUCAAGAACGUCCAGUUGGUGGAGGAGUAUGGAUCUUGGCUCGCUGGGCGAAACCCUAAUUUGGGAGUGCAGGUAUUUGCGGACAAUGCUAGCCGUGUACGACUAGAACCUACAGAUGUUGUCAUUUUGCUCAAAGAGAAAGCCCCCAAUGCUGUGCAGGUCUACCUGGAGCAUUUGGUUUUUGCUAAAAACUACACUCAAUAUGCCGACGAUCUCAUCUCCUAUUACCUGAACGAAGUACUUUCUGUGCUUGAGUCUUCAUCUGCCGCAAGGGAUUCCCUCUCAGAUUCAUAUUCAACAUACCGGGCCCUGCGUCCUCCCAAGCCUACUUACCUAAAUUUCAUCACAGAGAACACUCCUAAGGAACCUUGGUGGCAGUCACGUCUUCGUCUACUACAGCUGCUGAGCGGCACCUCAGGCACACAAUUCUCAUCCACCCCUCUUCCCUCAGGUAUCACCUACUCCAUUCCCAACGUGCUGGCACGUAUUGAGCCCUUCCAAAACGAGCUUGUUUCCGAGAGCAUUAUCCUGGAUGGUCUCCAAGGUCAUCACCGUGCUGCCCUCCGGCUUCUCACCCAUGGUCUGGGGGAUUACGACUCAGCCAUUCGGUACUGUCUCUUCGGUGGACCACAAAGCUCAAGUUCGUCCACCAGCCCCGAACUUGCCGGCCACGCCUUGCAGUCCGAACUUUUCCGCCAUCUGCUGGACGAAUUUCUUGAGAUCCAAGAUUUGAGCGAUCGGAUUGAGAGAACCAGUGACCUCCUCGCCCGUUUCGCAGCCUGGUUCGAUGUGCGCGAAGUUUUGGACAUCGUUCCCGAAGACUGGAGCAUCGAUAUUUUGGGUGGUUUCUUGGUGCACGUAUUCCGAACCCUCGUCUCUCAAACACGCGAGGCCCGCAUAGAACGUGCCCUCAGUGCAGGUCUCAACUUGCGCAUCGGCGUUGAUUACAAUGAUAGCAUGGAGAAAGCCGGACCCUGGGUAGAGGAUGGAGAGGGUCUUCGGCGCUUGGCGGGUGGGGUUCAGUCACUCCCUGCUCCGGCUGAUGGUGCUAAUGAAGAUGAUGGAGAAUUUGGGGAAGUGGUGUCGCCUGACGCCCGGGAUGACUAG